Callorhinus ursinus (northern fur seal) is the source of this 3198-nucleotide messenger RNA. RefSeq names its product vesicle trafficking 1 (gene VTA1). NCBI's taxonomy places the organism in Eukaryota, Metazoa, Chordata, Mammalia, Carnivora, Otariidae. Gene Ontology annotation, biological process: late endosome to vacuole transport via multivesicular body sorting pathway. Gene Ontology annotation, cellular component: multivesicular body. The record is from RefSeq and is a predicted model, not a curated record.
GUGGCGCGCGAGUAGGAAGUGGUGAUUCCUGGAAUAGAGAUGGCCGCGCUUGCUCCGCUGCCCCCACUACCCCCCCAGUUUAAGAGCAUACAGCAUCAUCUGAGGACGGCUCAGGAACAUGACAAGCGGGACCCUGUGGUGGCUUAUUACUGUCGUUUAUAUGCAAUGCAAACUGGAAUGAAGAUUGAUAGUAAAACUCCUGACUGUCGUAAAUUUUUAUCAAAGCUAAUGGAUCAGUUAGAAGCUCUUAAGAAACACUUGUGUGAUAAUGAAGCUAUUACUCAAGAAAUAGUUGGUUCUGCCCAUUUGGAGAAUUAUGCUUUGAAAAUGUUUUUGUAUGCAGAUAAUGAAGACCGUGCUGGACGAUUUCACAAAAACAUGAUCAAGUCCUUCUAUACUGCAAGUCUUUUAAUAGAUGUUAUAACAGUGUUUGGAGAACUCACUGAUGAAAAUGUGAAACACAGGAAGUAUGCAAGGUGGAAGGCAACAUAUAUCCAUAAUUGUUUAAAGAAUGGAGAGACUCCUCAAGCAGGGCCUGUUGGAAUUGAAGAAGAUAAUGAUGUUGAAGAAAAUGAAGAUGCUGGAGCAACAUCCCUGCCGACUCAGCCACCUCAGCCAUCAUCUUCGACUUACGACCCAAGCAGCAUGCCAUCCGGCAGCUUCUCUGGCAUACAGAUUCCUCCCGGCGCGCACGCUCCAGCUAAUACACCAGCAGAAGUGCCUCACAGCACAGGUGUAGCAAGUAAUACUAUCCAACCUACUCCACAGACUAUUCCAGCUAUUGAUCCUGAACUUUUCAGUACAGUCUCCCACGGCGAUAUCCGUCUAACACCAGAGGACUUUGCUAGAGCCCAGAAAUACUGCAAAUAUGCUGGCAGUGCUUUGCAAUACGAAGAUGUCAGCACUGCUGUGCAGAAUCUACAGAAGGCCCUCAAGUUACUAACUACAGGCAGAGAAUGAAGCCUUUGUACAGUAGAUCCAUGCAUUUUUGGCUUAAAGAACUAACAGUCCAUUACUCUAUCUUCAGCCUAUCAGGAGCACAGUUUUAAGGAAGACUUCAGUUGCAUUGACUAUAACAAUGAAAUCUGUGUCUGUGUAUCAGAUUCUUGUUGAAGCAUUCAGCAGCAGCCUCAACCAGUUUUCAUUGUCCAUUUAGUGGAUCCAGUAAUCUCCGGGUAUACAGGGCUGAUGUGAGCAAAAUCCCCACUGAAUCCUGCUUCAGAAAUCGAAAACACACUUCAAUAAAAUGUAUUGGGGUUCACAUUGUAUCUUAAUAUACAUAAAUUAAGGAUUUUUUAAUCAUAAUUUGGACACACAGACUAUAUUAUUUUGCUAUAAAAUUCUAAAUUUAACUUUUAAUAAAAAUUGCCAGAAUAUGCUAGAGAUCAUGUUUUUGUUUUCCUCUGGAUUUAUAAAACAAAUAUGAACAUCAUAAACUGUUUAAGUCUGAAAGGGAUUAUGUUCAAAAUUAAAUUUAUGUUCAUGUUUAAUAUCACUACAUUAAAAGUUAAAAUUUUUAUGGAAGAAAAGACAAGGUAAAGAAAAGACACUGCUAAGUGAUUCUUAAAUCACUUAGAUUUAAGAAUAAUGUUGGUUUCCCAACUGCUUUCCCUUCUCCAUUGAAGCUUAAAGUGAAUUGGUAUUUAUUCAUUGGCAGUUUGACUGCAUGUACUAGGGAAUGAAAAAAAGACAUUUGUAGUAAUGCCUGGAAAUUUGGUGCUUAAAGUUAAGGUUCUCUGCUGCUAUGGAAUGGAUUUCAUACAGUGUAUAGCUGGGAGCAAUGCAGAAGAUUAUAAGAAUUUAGACUCUCAGUUGUUAAGUUUAUAAGUUUUGUGGGAAAUUAUGGACUUACUGUGUGUCACCUGCAUUUGUGCUGUGCAAAAAAUAAAUACAAGGAUUCUUUUAACUUGUUCAGCCUAUUACAGAGCCAAAUGUGUUUUAAUUUGCGUGCUAGAGUUUGUCAUUAUUUAAGUCAUUAUGUUUAGUACAGGAAUAUGGAUAUUUCUGUAGGAAAAAAACAGUUUUUAAAAGGAAAGAGGUAAAUUUGCCAAAUUGACCUGAAAUUUAUCUGGCCCAUUUCGUUCAUCCCGUUAAGAUUGGAGUCAUUUAACAUAGGGGUCCACAAACUAUGUAUAGUCAGUGGGCAGACCACCUGUUGUGUAAAUAAAGUUUUAUUGAAAAAAACCCAUACCCAUCAUUUAUGUUUAAUCUGUGUUUGCUUUCCCUGACUGCAGAAUUAGAUGGCCUGCAAGUCUAAAAUAUUUACUGUUUGGCCCCUUAAGAAAAAGUUUGCUGACCCCUGUUUUAACAGUCUCUUUGAAAGAAAGUGGAUCAUUAACUCAUAAUCAUUUGUCUUUUAAUUUUUCUUUGCCUAAGUGUAAUGCUAUUGCAUAGGGUUUGAUAGAAUGAACAUUCAGACAAUAAACUAUUCUAAGGUGUUGAAAAUACAAGCCCCACAAACCAUGCCUCCUGAAAAAUGUGUUCAUAUCUUUCACAACUAAAUUCUUAUAACAUCUGUAGAGUUCAACAUUUGCAUCUAAAACUAUAGUGCUCUGAUGCAUUCCUCUAGACCUUUAUUGUAGUAGGAGAGAGUCUAGGAUAAUCUUUAUUUAGUGUGUUACAAGAGGUAAAUAAAUCCAGUAAAUUUUAAUUCAGAUCUUAACAUGUCUGGACACUAGAAAGAAAACUGUCACCUAUGUUACACCCUACUUUGUUGCUCCCAAUUGGGGGAGCACAUUGAGGGGAGAAGAUAAUGUGGAAACCCUGGAGUUCACUGAUAAGUGGGCUUACCUAUAAAAUGGAAGUAACAUCGCUAGCUUCCUCAGAAUGUUAUGAGAUACUUUACAUGAAGUGCUCAGCAGUUGGUAGCAGACCACAAAUGUUUAUUGUUAUUAACCUUAAUGUUAAGAUAAUAAUGUCUGUUGUUAAUAAUUUAUUUCCCAUAUAUCAGGAAAUCCCAGCUGUCUCUGUCUUAAUGCUUUAAAAUGGUUUCUUGCCUGAGAGGAUUAAACUAUAAGUACUUUUAGCUUUGUAUUUCUUCAUAUGGAAUCUGGCAAGAUAAAGUUAGAAAUUUUUUGAUGUAACACUAGGAUAAGCGAUUUUAAUUUAGUCAUUCAACAUGUAUUUUGAGCAGCUACUAUGUACCUGGUAUUGUCCUUUGCAUGAGAAAACAGCAGAAAAUAAAAAAUUCCUGCCUCA